AUGGCGAUCGCAAACGGCACGAAAGGAAUAGCAGCAGCGACGGCAGCGACGGCAGCAGCGAAGAAGACGGCGACGGCAAUACCACCCACGCGCUCGGCUCUAAUAGUCGCGGGACCGGGCCGGCUCGAGCUCGCGACGCAACCUACGCCCCGGCCCGGCCCGGGCCAGGUGCUCGUCCGGGCCGCGUGCGUGGCCCUGAAUCCUUCCGACGCCAAGAUGGUGGACGCCGGCGUGCCCAUUGGCUCCGUGGCGGGGCUGGACUUUGCAGGCGUCGUCGUGGCCGUUGGUCCUCCUGGUCCCGAAGAUGGCGCGGAGCCGAACAGGAUGGAGAUUGGAGUCGGCGCGAGGGUCUGUGGCCUAGCGUUCGGGUACAAAAGGGACGGCGGCGGCGGCGGCGUCGUCACGGGCGGGUUCGCGGAUUACGUUUUGGCCGAGGCGCAUCUUUUGAUCCCCGUGCCGGCGGGCAUGAUGCUCGAGGACGCGGCCACGCUGCCGGUCGGGUUGAUCACGGGCGGUAUGGUGCUAUUCCGGGAGCUCGGUCUGACCUCCAGGGAGAGAACGGUGCGCACUGCCGAGCCGGAACAGAGGGAUGACGGUCCUGAAGAGGAUGAGGAUCGCGCGGUGCUGGUUUACGGAGGCAGCACGGCGUCGGGGCUGAUCAUGAUGCAGCUGUUGCGGCACGCCGGCUUCGACCCCAUAGCCGUCUGCUCCCCAAGCAACUUCAAGCUCGCCAAGUCCGCCGGCGCCACCGCCGUCUUUGACUACCACGCCGGGCCCGAGGCCUGCGCGGCCGAGAUCCGCGACCACACUGCCGGCCGGCUGCGCCUGGCAAUCGACUGCAUCACGAGCCCGGACUCGAUGCGCUUGUGCUACGGCGCGCUCAGGCUGCCUUCGGAACAACAGGCAGAGUCUGAGGGUGUUAUUAUGGGCGACUCGCGCUACGUGGCCCUCGACAGCUUCCCCGUCUCCGGUCACACGCGCCGCGCGGUCCGGCCCUCGUGGGUGUUUGCCAUGACGGGCUUCGGCGCGCCCGUCGACUGGACGGGGCCCUAUAGGUGCGAUGCGCGGCCGGACCACCGUGAGUUCGCAGCGCGUUGGAUGCGUGACGAGGCCCCGCGUCUACUGGAGCAAGGCGUCGUCAAGCCCCUGGCUAGGACCAGGGUUUGGGGUAGGUCACUGUUGAACGUGCAAGCUGGGUUGAGGGAGUUGAGCGAGGGGAGGGUUUCAGGGGAGAAGUUCGUUUGUGUUCUGGGUACUUGA
Molecule: messenger RNA, 1260 nt
Organism: Gaeumannomyces tritici R3-111a-1
Lineage: Eukaryota; Fungi; Ascomycota; Sordariomycetes; Magnaporthales; Magnaporthaceae
Exons: 2
Coding region: 1-1260 (419 amino acids)
Molecular function (GO): oxidoreductase activity, acting on NAD(P)H
Source: RefSeq, a predicted model, not a curated record